AAAUGGACUUUGGAAGACAAAUUGGACAUGUCGUUUAGGUUUGGAGCAGUUGGAGACGAUCUGGGCUUUUUGGUCUUGGAUCUAUGAAGAAGAGAUUUAGCUGUCAACAAGAAGCCCAAUUCCUGGACUCAAGUACUCAACUCCAAACCCUUGUUACAGCCACGUUGGGCAAGCGUUGCAUUCUCCCUUGGACUUUGAGUUUGCGUAUAACAACGUAGCGAGACUGAGACACAGAUGAACCAAGCAGCACCAGACAAGACACAACAACUCCUCCCUUACUGCUGAUCUCCGUAAACAUUGAUUUAUGUCGUCCUAUUCGCUCUAACCCUCUCGAGCAAAACCGUUGAUUUCGCUUGCUUACUCCUUUCACAGGCUUUUAUCUUCUGCAUCCAAAACUAUUCCAUUCAUAGUUGCACCUUGACCUUGCCUUGGAGCUUUAUACUACAACCUUAAAGACCCCGAACACAAGCUGAAUCUAAACAAGGAAGAAGGAUGGCUGUUUCAUUUUCACAUAUUUCGAUACCCUUCCAAGAAUCUUCAAUUGCUCGAUCGAUUUCUCUCCUCCCUUAUGCAGCCAACAACUUCCAUUUAUUGGGAGGUAGUCCAUUUGUGCUCUAUGGAGGAGCUGGCAAUUUCUGCUGGAGGUUUCAUGAUUUGAAACGACCGAUACUUAAGAGGCCGAACAUUCAGCAGCGAAAUAGAAAGCAUGUACCUAUAAAUGAGCUCAUAAGCAUAAGAAAUCAAAACAAUGAUCAGUCAGAAAAUCCUUCAAGAAAUUUAGCAAAUGAUGAACAAUUUUCUGAAGCAGCAUCAACAAUGUUUCCUAAUGAUUCUACCGAAGAACAGACAAGAGCAACUUCACAUCGAAAGAAAAGUUCUAUGCCUAAUUCUCAACCUGGAAUCUUGGAAAAGGCACGCACUUCCUUGGAAUCACCUUCCUCUUUUGUUCGGACACAUUCCUCAAAUUUGAGUGUUGAUGAUCAUCAUAGAGGACCCUCUCUAUCUAUUGCUGUUAUAGGAGCUACUGGUGAACUGGCUAGGAAGAAGAUAUUCCCAGCAUUAUUUGCUCUAUAUUACAGUGGUUUUCUUCCUGAGAAUAUAGGUAUCUUUGGUUAUUCCAGAAAGAAUUUGACAGAUGAAGACUUAAGAUCCCUCAUUGCUUCAACUUUGACUUGCCGCAUUGAUCAUCAGCAAAACUGUGGUGACAAGAUGGAUGCCUUUCUUAGUAGAACGUACUACCUUAAUGGAGGUUAUGACAACAAAGAAGGGAUGUCAAAGCUGAAUGCUCUAAUGGAGCAGAUUGAGGGGGGAUAUCGAGCAAACAGGAUAUUCUAUCUUUCCGUUCCACAAGAAGCACUUCUGGACGUUGCUUCCUCCCUUGCAGAUAAUGCCCAAACAAAGAAGGGUUGGAAUCGUAUAAUAAUUGAGAAACCUUUUGGUUUUGAUGCUUUAUCUUCGCAACAAUUUACAAAAUCCCUUCUUUCUAAGUUUAAGGAGAAGCAAAUUUACAGGAUAGACCAUCUCCUUGGGAGGAACCUUAUUGAAAACCUCACCGUAUUAAGGUUUUCAAAUCUAGUUUUUGAGCCAUUAUGGAGUCGGACAUACAUCCGUAAUGUGCAGGUGAUUUUAUCAGAGGACAUGAGUAUGCAGAUUGGAAGGUAUUUUGAUGGUUAUGGGGUCAUUCGGGACAUUGUUCACAGUCACAUGCUUCAGACAAUAGCAUUGCUAGCCAUGGAACCACCUAUAAGUCUUGAUGGUGAAGAUAUUCGAAAUGAAAAGGUCAAGGUUCUUAGAUCAAUUCGCAAAUUGGAACUUAGUGAUGUGAUUCUUGGCCAGUAUAAAGCUACUUCUGCAGACAAACUUAAUGUGAGCUUGUGCAGCCUGACCCCUACCUUUUUUGCUGCUGCAUUAUACAUUGACAAUGCACGUUGGGACGGUGUACCUUUCUUAAUCAAAGCUGGUGUGGGACUCAUCAAACACAGGGCUUUUUACAAUGCAAUAAAAACCUACAGAGUGGAGAUACGUAUACAGUUUAAUCGUGUUCCUGGAAAUCUCUAUCGUGAGUGUAUUGGGCAUAAUACAGACCUUGCUACUAAUGAGCUUAUUUUGCGUGAUGUACCUGAUGAGGCCAUCCUAGUCAAAAUCAAUAACAAAAUUCCAGGACUAGGAUUGCAGUUAGACGCUUCUGAGCUAAAUUUGCUUUACAAGGACAAGUAUAACGUUGAGGUGCCUGAUUCAUAUGAGCAUCUUCUGCUCGAUGUCAUGGAUGGUGAUAACCAUCUCUUCUUGAGAAGUGAUGAGCUUGCAGCUGCAUGGAGUAUUCUCACACCUGUUCUGCAAGAGGUAGACCAGAAUAAUAUAGCACCAGAGCUGUACGAGCUGGGAGGUAGAGGCCCAGUUGGAGCCUACUAUCUAUGGGCUAAACAUGGGGUUCGGUGGGCAGAUGACUAAAAAAGGUAAAACCUUUGCUGAGAUAACAAAAUACAUUUGUUGCAACCCAUUCCACCGCCACAUCUAUGAUAGAUGACUGCUUUGAAUAUGUAAUUCAUGUAAAAACUAGGGUUUCGUAUCUAUCUGUUGGUGUGGUUUUCUGCUAUACGAAGGCACCCAUAGAUUGAGGUGCAAACUGCUCAGCUGAUGAUAUAUUCCUGACUGCAGUGUGGUCAAGAUCUUAAAAAAUACUGUUACAUCAGACACUUUGUGUUUGUAAUGAUUCGUGUCUUCUGUUUUCAGAGCAUUAAUAAUGCAAUAGGACAAUGGUGGGGGUAUGGGUUUCUUUUAGUAUGAGUGGUCAGAAUGGGAAAAAGAAAAAGGAGAUUUGAUGCUUGCUCGUUUUGGAAGGAGAAAUCAGCCACGUCUCGCGCUGAUGGGUAGCGAGAGAGCGUGUACAGUGUGUGAAUCAAUUGGCUUGUUUUGUUUUUAAGAUUUAAUGAGUCAUGUGAGUUGCUCCCGCUUGAUCAGCCAGUCAGGUUUGCUCAGGUCCCAGUAGAGCCUGCCAGGUCGCCUGCUUUGAUCGAUUAUUGAAGGCACUUGAAAGUUGAAAACUCUUAAACCAUGUUUAGCAAAAUCUACAAAACGAUUUAAAGAUAUCUUGGAUGGAAAGAUAUCAUUAUUCAGUAUUCACUGGUUCUGAUGUGAACCUUUAACCUUUCUUGCUUUUCUUGUUCAAGUUGUCUUCCAUAAGUGGAUAUUUCAUCACUAUGCCAAAUGUUCUGAUUUGAGAUUUGAGAGCUAAUUAUGGCUUAGACAAAGCUUUUUGAAGAGUCAGUGUUGCGGUUAGAUUGAUCGUGCAGACUAAAUAUCUUCUCCAAAGUCUCCGGAUUAAUUGUAACCGAUGAAGAUUACAUGGUGACCAUCAUAAAAAUCUCUCUUAAACACAAAUUAAACACUAUUUUUCUGCCGAAAUCAUUAGUGAAUUGAUGUCACAUAUCAGAGAAGUUGUUCCUCAUUUACACUUGCAAAUCCUUAUCUCUAUCUGUUCUGCCUAUCAGAGAUAUAGAGUGAAAUUCAUAAUCGAUGAGUAGAGAAAUUGCAGUGUGAAUUCCAGAUAAGGCAAAAGCUGAUGGACCCCCAUGAUGCACAGGGCCGCCAGCAAUAGGCCAUAUGACAAAUGUCAUAAAGAAGGCGUCAGCUUGUGUUGGUGGGAACAUUACGCUCUGGGCUUGUGGCCACUGACGCAAACAAUUAUUCAUGCCCCACCUAAAAUCACCAAAAUGUACCAAUUUAUCCAUGCUUUUAUUUCCUUCUUUAACAAAAUCACACGGGCAUUCUCGUCAACUGUGGCCUUCUAUCAAAGACUUCUGUUAUAUAAUUAUGCGGUGGUGACGCCCUGUAAAGAGUCAACCAACACGGUCUCAAGUUCAUGCAAAUUGGUCUGAAUGCAUAGUUUGAUUGGAUAUAUAGUUCAUGCGCCAACUUUAAGCAUUAAGCAAUAAGAAAAGACCAUAGUAGGGUCAAUCUGGGUGGAGUAUAUUUCUAGUG
Molecule: messenger RNA, 3981 nt
Organism: Durio zibethinus
Lineage: Eukaryota; Viridiplantae; Streptophyta; Magnoliopsida; Malvales; Malvaceae
Source: RefSeq, a predicted model, not a curated record